Molecule: messenger RNA, 3253 nt
Organism: Anopheles stephensi (Asian malaria mosquito)
Lineage: Eukaryota; Metazoa; Arthropoda; Insecta; Diptera; Culicidae
Gene: tey
Product: protein Teyrha-meyrha
Exons: 9
Coding region: 566-2743 (725 amino acids)
Biological process (GO): protein ubiquitination
Molecular function (GO): ubiquitin protein ligase activity
Source: RefSeq, a predicted model, not a curated record
UGGCAAAGGCGCAGCUUCAGUUCACUUCAAGUAUCUGCGGCGACAGGACGUGAUCUUUCGCUUCGCUCCGUCCGUGCGUGACCUACGUGUAGCCGAGUGGCGAGUGUCGACAGCGAGUUUCGCGCGUGUGUCAUCACCCAACAGCAUCCGAAUCCGAGUGCGUGAGCCUGUGUUCGGGAGAGUUUAUUGUGAAGAAAACCGUAGUUUAACAGUGAAAACGUAGCUGUGCUGAACGUGUCAAAAGGCUGACGAAACUAGUUUGCCGAAACAUAAAGGCCUGGCUGUCUGUGCAUCCUCCGUUGGCAUUGGAAAAGUGACCCAGAAACAUCCGAAAUUCAAAAUCCCAACUAGUGCUAGUGGUUAGUGUGAGCUUGACAGCGAAUCUGCUCAAUAGUUUUUGAUUUACCAACAAAAAAAAACCUGUGCCAAUCCGUGUCUGAGUGUGUGCCGCGUGCCGUGUGUGUUUUGAUAGGUGUAUUGUAUUGACACUGGCCGUCACACCGUGUAAUUGGUAAUAAAUGUCUCGCGCCAGUUGCGCCUUUACAGCGAACCGCACCGUAAUUGUAUGAUGGAUAAUCCGAGCUAUGGAUCCGCACACAUGUCUUCGCCAGCGCUGGUCGUUUUCUCGCAAGCAACGAAUGGAUUAAGUGACGCCCUGCGCAUUCAACGCCCUUUUCACUCGCAACUGCCCGACGCCAAGGACCUGCACCAUCUCUCACUGAUGAGCGGCUACGGUGCACACCUCCUGCACGGCUUCCAGCCCCACUUUCUCCAUCCGCUCAAUCCGGCCGUUUCGACCGCGAGCGGCACCAGCCCGUUCAGUGGCGGCGGUGCAUUCGUCAAACCGUUCCCGUCCAACCUGCCCCUCCCGUCGGCCUUUGCGCCACCGAAAUGUUUGGGGUUCGGCAUCGAUCAAAACAUUUUCUCCAAGGGACUGCUGUUCGGUUCGUCCGGGUCGGGUUCCGAAUCCUUCCGGACGGACUCGUCCAGCCCAGCCUGCACAUCGCUGUCGCCGCCCGCCAAGGACGAAUCGCUCGAGGGCCAAACGAGCGAGGAUGGGGAUCGCGAGCGGGACCGUAUCUGCAGCCCGGAGCGAAGCCCCGAAACACCCGGCUUUAGGCGAAUCGGUCCACCGAAGAAAUCGUUCGUCGGCACACCACCACCAAACGCGUGCCCCAUCUGUGGCGUUCAGCUCUCACCAAGUGACCUGGAGACCCACUUUUCGGCGGAACUGUCGCGGCUUACGAAGAUGACAACACACGCCGAACGGCUGGAGCUGCGGCGGACGCUCAGCGUCGAUCUGCACACGGUGCAAAACAAUCUGCAGGGCCGGACAAGCCGUUGGGAGACGUUCAAAAAUAUUCGCAACAAACGGCAGGAUCGGUUGCGCGGUAAGCUACGGAAGCGGAAGUUUGACGGGGAGGACGGAUUUGGGCUGCAGCUGACAAACAUCAACUGCCAAUCGUGCCCGGUGUGCCACGGCCGGUUACAGCGAACGCAGGAAGAGAUAGCGCAGCACAUCGAGGAAUGCGUCCGCAAGACUUUUACCACUCUCUAUCCUAUUCUCAAGCAACAGCAUCAGCAUCAGCAUCAGCAAUCGCAACAGCAGCAGCAGCAGCAGCAACAGACUCCGCCAUCCUUACACGCAUCACACCCCCUUCAUCCUCAACAUCCACACCAUCAUCACCUUCAGCAGCAGCAGCAGCAGCAGCAAACGUCCCAACAGCAAGCGUCACAACCCGCCAAUCAACAGCCCACCCCGCAAGACGAAGACGAAACGGUCGACGUGGAAAGCUACGGCGAUGAGACAUCGAACGGUGCGAUCAACAUGUCCUCGAACGUGAUCCAUCACACCAGUGCGGCCAGUAUGCUCCAUCAUCCGGGCAAUGCCACCAACAACAACAACAACAACAUCAUCAAGCCAGACAACCAGGCAAUGACGAAGCUGCCGAUGGAGGAGAGUGCGAUCAGUUCGCUUUCGUCGAUCGUACCCCACUGGGACCGGAAGUCUCGUCUCUCGAUCCCACUUAACUGUAAGCCUACGAUUGGAGAUGAAACGCGACCCUGGACAACGGUGGUAAAGCCGCGACUCUUGGGUCCUUUCGAAGGUGGUCCAGGUGCCGGCUCACAGCAACCGUCCAGUGGUCCACCAUCGGCUACCGAUCACUCGAUCACGCGAGUUACUCCAACCAGCAGCGAUCAGCGCAUUGACGUCGACUAUGAUCAGGAGCACGACCAUAGCCAGGACAUGGUGACCGACAACGACGAGGAGGUGAUCGUCGACAACACGGACGACGAGGAUUGCAUGAAGCGACCCCGCCCGACACAGCUGACCCAGCUCAAUGGACACGGUCCACCGGGGGCUAACGGACUCGGAGACAAGAACAGCACCGAGGAAGCAACGUCCUCCGUCGAGAUCGAUUCGGCGACCGAUUCGAUGCCAUCGCGUACUGCCGGCACUACCCCCAACUCGGACUCGUACGUCAGCACGUCGGAGUCGGCCGAACCGUCCUCCAAGGCACAGGUCCUCGAAGAGCUUAAAGCCCGGAUACGGGAACUGGAGGGUUCGCCGCACUACAAGUGUUUCAUAUGUAAGGAAAAAUGUAAAACAUUAAUCAUAUCGAAAAUCUGUGGCCACUAUCUCUGCGAGGAGUGUUGGAUAACGGAAUCGGAAUCGUCCAAAUCUUGUCCCCGGUGCAAGAUCAUUACAGCGAAUUCUGAUUUUAGAAAAAUUCAUGCUUAAAACAUGGCGCUAAGUAGACCUUUUUUUAUUUAUUAGAUAACGUACUAGUGUAUUUAUUGCUAUAUUAUUAUUAUGAUGAUCGCAUCGGCUAAACACCCGAAUGUCCAUUGUUUUUGUCCGUCGUCGUCGUCGUCGUCAUCAAAUCCAAACCGAACCAAAAGCCAUACACAGCAAACAGAGAGAGAGGGGAGAAUAUCCAUCGAACGAACGAAGAACUGCAAGGAAUAGGACCUUCGCGCUUAUUAAAGUCAUCCGAUUCACUUCGCUGUGUCGUGACGGAGACCGCUGGUUCUAUUUUCGAAGCAUGUGCAAUAGAUGUUUUACCCAUUCACAAUCUCCCUUUCCCUGAACGCUUCAAUCGAAAACGCCUCAUGGCUCAUGGCUUUCCUCCAAACGGGCAACUGUGAAUUAUCUGCCGAACGUGUCGACGUUAUCCCCGUUUUAAUCGAAUCGUUGUUAUAGAAAAGAAAAACAAUAAAAAGAAACCCUCAUCUGCUUUCCCAUUUAAAA